Messenger RNA from Daphnia pulex (common water flea), 1583 nucleotides. RefSeq names its product platelet glycoprotein 4-like. NCBI's taxonomy places the organism in Eukaryota, Metazoa, Arthropoda, Branchiopoda, Diplostraca, Daphniidae. The record is from RefSeq and is a predicted model, not a curated record. The transcript is spliced from 12 exons. The coding region runs from base 111 to 1559 and encodes 482 amino acids. Gene Ontology annotation, molecular function: scavenger receptor activity. Gene Ontology annotation, cellular component: cytoplasm; membrane.
UUAUGAGAGACGAGGACAGACCCGAAGAGACGAACUUGCUUUGAGCAGGUCUCAUAUUGUUUCGCGGCCAGGAAGAAGUCGAUUUGUGCAAUUAAAAAAAAAAGAGGAAAAUGGUUUCCAACAUGGUGAAGACCGCCAUCGUGGGCUCUGUCGGUGUCGCUGUCAUUAUACUCUCAUCGACGUUGGGCUGGAUUCUCGUUCCCGAUAUCGCCACUUCGCAAGCAAUUAUAACGGCAGAGAAUGAAGCCCUUUUCGAAGUGUGGAAGAGUCCUCCGGUUCCGUUCUUCCUACAGUUUUUCCUGUUCAACUGCACGAAUUGCAACGAUCCCACUGACAAUAGCGUCGUUUUCAAUCUAACACAGUUAGGACCUUUCACUUUUAGUGAAAAACGUGUCAAAUUCAACGUCACUGAAAAGGAUGGUUUGCUGACUUACCUGGAGGAGGGAAGUUACUAUUACGAACCAACGGAAAAUGAAACCCCGUUGGACGCAAUAAUCGUCACUGUCAAUCCCGUCUAUUUUACAUUAGCCUCAUUGAUUGUGGAUUACGCACCGCCUGAAUCAGCGGGAGAACUUUCACUUAGUAUGCACCAAUUGCUAAAGUCGAUCGGCGAGGGUCCAUUUAUGACGCGCACAGUAGGAGAAAUGCUCUUCGAUGGAUGGGAACUUGACGGAUACAUUGAGAUUAUUCAAAUGUUGAGCGAUUUGCUUGGCGUCCAGCUGCCACCGCUCCCUGAAGACCCACGCUUCGGAUAUUAUUACGGAGUGAAUAAUACCAAUGAUGGAGAGGUUGUUGUAGAAUCGGGGGCAAAUGGACUUGACAAAUUAGGUUUGAUCAGAAAGUGGAAGGGGGAAGAAAAUUUGAACUACUGGAAUGACCCUUACUGCAAUAUGAUAAACGGUACUGACGGAGCCAUUUACCCACCGUUGGUGGAUGUCGCCGAGAAAACCUACAUCUUCGUUACGGAUCUAUGUCGGUCCAUAUACACCACAUACGAGAGAGACAUCGAGACGAUGGGAAUCAAAUCGAAUCGAUUCACCGUUCCAGCCGAGGUUUUCGAUGACAAAAACCCGGAAAACUUUUGCUAUUGUCGAGAUUAUAGUACAGAUCCUACCCUGUGCUUCAGCGCUGGCAUUCUCGAUAUGCGGCCUUGUCAGUUCGGGGCCCCCAUCCUGCUGUCAACACCCCACUUUUACAUGGGCGACCCGAAAUAUUCUGAUGCUUUUAUUGGAGUACAUCCGGUUAAAGAAUGGCACGAAACUCAUAUAGAUCUUGAACCACUGACGGCUGUGCCAGUCUUUAUCUCCGAGCGCAUCCAGAUUAAUAUCGACGUACGAAGAUAUGCCGUCCCUCAAAAACUUCUUAAUAUUAGCAACACAAUCUUCCCUGUCUUUUGGAUCAAUGAGACGGCUGUACUGGAUCAGGCUAGCGCUGACGACGUCGAUUUGGCAGUUAAUGUGAUUAACGCACUCAAUAUAAGCCGAUGGUGCUUCUUAGCCGCCGGAAUCGCUUUAGUUAUUGCAAGCGUCAUCAUGCUAGUGGUUUAUUUAUCGCGAUAAGAUUUGGCAGUUUUCGAAUCCAGC